Messenger RNA from Fonticula alba, 2233 nucleotides. RefSeq lists its product as hypothetical. Lineage: Eukaryota; Rotosphaerida; Fonticulaceae. The transcript is spliced from 7 exons. The record is from RefSeq and is a predicted model, not a curated record. Gene Ontology annotation, molecular function: long-chain fatty acid-CoA ligase activity; long-chain fatty acid transmembrane transporter activity. The coding region runs from base 40 to 1962 and encodes 640 amino acids.
CCCGUCCCCUGCCCGAAGCUACUCUGGGUCUUGGUCACCAUGAACAUCUCUACCACGGCCAAGAUCGCCACGGCGGCCACGGCUCUCGUGCUAGCCGACCGGUUUGAUCAAAAGUACCAAAUCUCAAAUGACUUGGUCCUGUUCAAGCGCCUUUUCCCGAUGAAGUUCGAGGUCCAGGCUGCCUUCAAGGGCAAGUGGAACAUCAUCGACGGCAUCUGGUACAAGACCCUGCGCAAGUGCCCGAACAAGACAUGCAUCAUUGAUGCCACCCCCGGGUCCAAUCGGUCUAUGACCUACCUUGAUGUGGAAAAGUACUCCAACAAGAUUGCCCACUGGGUCAUUGCCGCAGGCAUUCCGGUCGGCGAGGUGGCCGGCAUCUUCUUGACCAAUCGCAUUGAGUACAUCCCUGUGUGGCUUGGUUUUGCCAAGGCCGGUGUCACGAUCGCCUUCCUCAAUAGCCACAUCACCGGCCCUGGUCUCGAGCAUAGCAUUCGCAUCUCCACCGCGAAGUGGGUGAUCUUCGGCUCGGACACCAGUGCCGCCGUGGCCGACAUCCUGAAGGGCUCCCGCUUGGCCGACAGCGGGGUGCAGUUUGCCUCGAUCGAUUGCGACAUCCCCGGGACCAAGCAUGUGGAUAAGCACUUUGGCCCGCUGUCACACGAGGCAUCUCCCAUCAGCCGGCGCGCUUCUCUUGAAGGCAGCUCCAACUGGGGCCUCGUCUACACCAGCGGGACCACCGGCCUGCCAAAGGCAGCGGUCAUCCGCCACGCGCGCUUCCUCGCCGCGGCCUCGGCCUUUGGCCGGACUUUCUGCUUCCGCGAAACGGAUAUCCUCUACAUGGUCCUGCCGCUGUAUCACAGUGCCGGCGGCAUGAUCGGCGUGGGAAUGGUCCUGCGCGAUGGGGCGACCAUUGUCCAGCGUAGCCGCUUCAGCGCGGCCGCCUUCUCUCGGGACUUGGUCCAAUACAAGUGCACCGUGGUCCAGUACAUCGGCGAGCUGUGCCGGUACCUGCUGGCCGCGGCCCCGGCACCGGAGGAUCGUCAGCACCGCGUGCGCCUGGCCUUCGGCAAUGGCUUGCGCCCGGAUGUGUGGCCGCAAUUCCAGGCGCGCUUCGGCAUCCCGGAGAUCGGCGAGUUCUAUGCCUCGACCGAGGGCAAUGCCAACAUGUUCGUUCACACCACCGGUGGUCCCACUGCCCGGGGCACUGGCAGUGUUGGGCACAUCGGUGUUCUCAUGCGCCACGCCAAUCCGAUUCGCUUCAUUCGCAUCUGCCAAGAGACCGAGGUGCCGCUCCGUGGUCCUGAUGGCUUGUGCAUCGAGUGUGACAACGGCGAGAUCGGCGAGUGUGUCGGCCGCAUCAACCCCGAUGAUGCGCUCAAGAGCUUCGGCGGGUACUACAAAGACCAGAAGGCCAAUAGCCAGAAAAUUCUGCGCGACGUGCUGAAGCACGGGGACAGCUGGUUCCGGACCGGAGACCUGAUGAAGCGCGACACCGAUGGGUACAUCUACUUCAUUGAUCGUUUGGGGGACACCUUCCGGUGGAAGGGCGAGAAUGUGUCCACCGGUGAGGUGGCCGCCGUUGUGGCCGCCGUGCCCGGGGUCCUGGACGCCUGUGUGUAUGGUGUGGCUCUCCCUGGACAUGAGGGUCGCUGCGGCGCGGUGGUCAUUGUCGUGCCUCCCGGAACACCGGAGGACCACCAGCGCGUCCUGCGCGACGUGGCCAAGCAUGUGUGCCAGACCCUUCCCUCCUUUGCCCGGCCACAAUUUGCCCGGGUGGCCGUGGAGGUGGAGCAGACCGGCACAUUCAAGCACCGGAAGGCCGACCUCCGGGCUCAGGGCGCCGAUCCGGCGACUCUCCCCCCCGGCGAGGCCAUGUACAUCCUGAAUCACGAAAAGGCCGAAUACCAUCCCCACUGUGUCGAGUCCUUCGGCCGCAUCCUGUCUGGAGCCAUCCGCCUGUGAGGGACCGGCGAAGGCAAACCACUGACAGGGAAACCCGAUCAGACCGCCGAGGAAGGCACACCCCGCACCGCCCGCACGCUUUUCCAUUUCCCUUCCGCCACCACACACACACACGCGCACACGUGCGUGCGUUCUCUCUCUCUCUCUCUCCCACUCGUGCCCCAAUUUUGUCUUCCUCCGACGGUGUCAUGAAAAUAUACACAUGCCCGUGAAUGACCGACCAAGGAAGCAGUGCGUACUCGUCCCCCCCUCUCUCUCUCUCCCCCCCUCC